Rhincodon typus (whale shark) is the source of this 1897-nucleotide messenger RNA. Its product is annotated as spermatogenesis-associated protein 6-like. The coding region runs from base 285 to 1358 and encodes 357 amino acids. The transcript is spliced from 13 exons. Lineage: Eukaryota; Metazoa; Chordata; Chondrichthyes; Orectolobiformes; Rhincodontidae. Gene Ontology annotation, molecular function: myosin light chain binding. Gene Ontology annotation, biological process: spermatogenesis. The record is from RefSeq and is a predicted model, not a curated record.
UUAAGACGGUGGGUGGGGGAGUGUGUGCUCAAAAGGGGCUCAUUUCAUUCCGCCUUUUUUGUUUCGGGAAAAGAUAUUUUCGUCGUUUGUUUUCGGUGUCAAACCGGGAAGGUUGUUGGUGAGGAGGAGGGAAAACAAAAGGGGAAGCUAAAGGAGAGGUUGUGGUGUGGUGUGGUGUGGGCGGUAGGAGGCCACACCGACAUCUAGAGGCUCGGAGGACCCACUAGGAGCCAGCGUCCCGGCCCCCACAGUCCUGACUGAGCCCAGACCGGUGUUUCUACAAAAUGCCUCAAAAAUUUCUCAAGUGCGUUAUUCAGCUUGAAAUCCACGCGGUAACCUGUCCGGGUGUGAUGUUGCCAAGGAAAGAUGAGCUCUAUAUCAAUAUUUAUAUGCUUGGUCAGUACUGGAAGACAAAAUGUUUUAUGCCAAUAUUCCCACUUCUUAUUCAUGAAAGUCUGCAGUUUGAAAAAGUGUUUGGAAAAGAUGUUGUUGACCCUGCAGAUGUUGCUGCCUUCUUGGAAUGUGACACGACUAAGUUUGAACUGAUGCAGUACAGUCCUUCAGGUAUCACCACCAAGUAUUUAAUUGCACCUAAGUUGGAGUUUUCCACAACAACAACAAUUACAGAGUGCUGCCCCAGAUCGCCAAAGAAAAUUUCUUCCAGUUUAUGCCUGUCAGAAAGUGGAAGAAAGGAGAAUCAAUUUAGAAGACCAAGGUGUGCCAAAUCAUUUAACCUGAUAGGAAAAUCAUGCAGUGAAAAGAAAUCUGAAAAGGAACGCAAGAAGCCAGCAGUAGCAGCCAGAUCACGAUCGCUUUCUCCGUACUGUAGGAAGUGUUUACUUGAGCUCUGUUUAGAUGAUGGGCAACAUUCAUCCCCACGCAAGUCAGAUUCCUUUGGCAGGACUUUUACGAAUCGCUCUUGUGACAGAAACACAUGUGAGAAAAAGCAUUCAUCUUCACUAUCAUGCUCAUCAUUUGAUAGAAGUGCAAAGUCCAGGCCACGAACUGCUUCUCCAUCAAUCUGUCAUAACGAUAGUUACAGAUCACGGUAUGAUAUAACGAAGAAUUUUGAUGCCAGGGAACCUAUUAGUUGGGAUGAACUGUCUAGUGAAGCAGAGGAACUUAUUAGUUUUCCACUAAAUUCAACUACUCGAGAUAAUCCGAGUGAUCUAUGCUCAUCUUCUGUUUGUUCAAGGAGAAAACCACCAUGUCAGACAAACAGGUUUUAUUUUGAUCCAGUGAGCCACCCUGCCUGGGACAGAAUUCAUGAGAGAGUCCAAAAUCUACUAGCAAGUAUUGAUGCACAGGAAAGAGCCUCAGCGAGGAAUAUUAAUUUCACCUGCCCACCAUGCUCCUAGGACCACACAAGCGAAAAAGCAACAUUUUUUAAUGAGUAUGGUAUGUGGAAGAGAUCUUCCUGGAUUCUACUGGUGCAGCAAAACAUGGACAAAUAAAGCAAGAAUAAAUUUGUCAACAAUGUGUAAUGUAAUUUUCACAUCUGCUAUUUAAAUCAAUUAUUCAGACAUAACUUGUGUUAUAUUGUAAGGAGGAUUGCGGUUUAUUUGUGCACUAUAUUGUACUUGGCUAACUUGCUGUUUUAUCAAACGGAUUCUUUAACGGAUUUUUGGUUUUCUGCAGUUAAUUACUUGCAAUUGAAGCAAUGUGCAGCUUUAAGAAGUGCAUCAACACAGAAGAAAAUUGUUUCAUAUCCUCAAAAGGCCCAGUUAUUGAUUAAUAUCAAUUGAUGGAAGACAACAGACUAAACUAGCAGUACAUUGUCAGCUCAGCACUGUUUAAAGGGCCACUCAGUACAAAGUCCUUUCCAACUAAAUGAUUUGCUGGUUUAAUGUGCCACGUUUAAUGCAUAGUUUUUCUUCUGAGGAAGUUCUCCUUAACA